Molecule: messenger RNA, 466 nt
Organism: Insectozyma verbasci
Lineage: Eukaryota; Fungi; Ascomycota; Pichiomycetes; Serinales; Debaryomycetaceae
Source: the annotation of a GenBank genome assembly
AUGGGUAGUAUGUAAUGAAUUUAUACAUGAUAAUAUAUAUAUCAAGCAGAGGGAGUAUAUAAUUAUGGACUUACAAGAAAUGUAUAGAAUCAAACAAGUGUUACAUGGAGAUAUUAUAUUGAUUUCAUAGUUGUUCCUUCAAUGAGCCAUUCGCUAGAUAUAUAUGAAAUUUCACAAGUUUAUUGAUUACUAACACAUUUCUAUAGAAGGUACUCCAUCAUUAGGUAAAAGACACAACAAAUCUCAUACUUUAUGUAACAGAUGUGGUAAAAGAUCAUUCCAUGUUCAAAAAAAAACUUGUUCUUCAUGUGGUUACCCAGCUGCUAAAUUGAGAUCACACAACUGGGCUUUAAAAGCUAAAAGAAGAAGAACUACUGGUACCGGUAGAAUGGCUUACUUAAAACACGUUAGUAGAAGAUUUAAAAACAAUUUCCAAACUGGUGUUGCUAAACCACAAUCAGCUUAA